Cornus florida is the source of this 468-nucleotide messenger RNA. RefSeq lists its product as uncharacterized. The record is from RefSeq and is a predicted model, not a curated record. The coding region runs from base 1 to 468 and encodes 155 amino acids. The transcript has a single exon. NCBI's taxonomy places the organism in Eukaryota, Viridiplantae, Streptophyta, Magnoliopsida, Cornales, Cornaceae.
AUGGAUGAGAUGUUGUGGGUGGAUACCUCAAGAGGGAUUUUCGAGGUUAAGUCAUUCUACAAUUUUAUGUUGGAGCGCAUAGGCCACAUUUUUCCUUUGAAGGCCAUUUGGAGGCCAAAAGCUCCACUGAAGGUUGCUUUCUUCUUUUGGACCGCUGCUUGGGGAAGCAUCCUAACUGUUGAUAAUCUUAGAAAAAGAAGUCAUGUUGUGGUCAACAGGUGUUGCUUGUGCAAGACAACGGGUGAAUCUGUCAACCAUCUUCUUAUUCAAUGCUCGGAGGCUAGGGAUGUUUGGUCUAUGCUUUUGGGUGCUUUUGGUCUUCCAUGGGUGUUCUCAAAAUCCACGGUAGACUUCUUAGAGAAUUGGAAAGGGUGUACAGUGGAGAGCCGAGUCAGAGAUGGUUGGAGGGCCACUCCCCUUUGUAUUUGGUGGGGUGUGCGGCGUGAGAGAAAUAGGAGAUUUUUUUAG